AUGACUCAGGCGCAGAUCUCCUCCUCUCGCAAGCAGUGCGACUUCGCUAAGCUGCUAAUGGCAGGCUAUGAUCUGGAACUUAAUAACAAGAACACACAAGACUUCAACGUCGUCUUCCACGGCCCCAAAGAGACUAUAUACGAAGGAGGCGUCUGGAGGGUGCAUGUAACUCUGCCCGAUGAUUAUCCUUUUUCUUCUCCGUCUAUCGGCUUUUUGAAUAAAAUACUUCAUCCCAACGUCGACGAAGCAUCUGGAUCCGUUUGUCUUGAUGUCAUCAACCAGACGUGGACCCCUCUCUACAGUUUGGUGAACGUAUUCGACGUAUUUUUGCCGCAGCUGCUGACAUACCCCAAUCCACAAGACCCUUUGAACAGCGAAGCUGCCUCUCUGCUGAACAGAGACAAGGCGCAGUACGAGCAGAAAGUAAAAGAACACGUGCUGAAAUACGCCAGUAGAGACUCAUGGGAGAGGGAGCAGGCACGCAAGAAGCAGGAGGAGGCUCAAGAAAGGAGGAGAGAGGUAGAAGAACCGCAACUAAGGGAGCUUUCACGUGUCGACGACGAAGCGGACGGAGCAGACAUCGACAGUUUAUAA
Molecule: messenger RNA, 594 nt
Organism: Eimeria maxima
Lineage: Eukaryota; Apicomplexa; Conoidasida; Eucoccidiorida; Eimeriidae
Product: ubiquitin-conjugating enzyme e2, putative
Exons: 5
Coding region: 1-594 (197 amino acids)
Biological process (GO): protein polyubiquitination; ubiquitin-dependent protein catabolic process
Cellular component (GO): nucleus
Molecular function (GO): ubiquitin conjugating enzyme activity
Source: RefSeq, a predicted model, not a curated record